This is a messenger RNA of Pocillopora meandrina, 1080 nucleotides long. NCBI's taxonomy places the organism in Eukaryota, Metazoa, Cnidaria, Anthozoa, Scleractinia, Pocilloporidae. The record is from the annotation of a GenBank genome assembly.
AGAACAGGAUCGUCAUUUCUGGGACAGUUAUUCAACCAACAUCCAGAUGUAUUUUAUCUUUACGAACCUCUUCACCCCUUCGCGGUGUUUAAAAAAUUAAAAUAUAUUGCAGAACGAAAUUACACAACUCUUACACGAUUAUUCCUUCGAAAUGCUUCUAUCUGCAACUUUAAUGGCUUCCAAGAAUACUUUAAUUUUCUUUCUCACCCAGGACUGUCAAAUCCACAUUUUGUUUUAUCGAGCAGAUCACUGGCAUCAUUACCUUUCUGCAAAUAUGCUUUUCAACCGUUUAAAAAUCUCUUUAAACCUUUAAGUAAAUGUUCUCCGUUAGACGCAAACUUAGUGUCGCUUAAUUGCAAAUCGAAGAAGUUCGUUGCUUUAAAAAUAUUAACUCACCGUUUACCUGAGGAAAAUUUAAAAGACUUGGUCGAAGGUAAUUCUUUACAGCUGCAAAAAAUUCCACUUAAAACUAUACAGUUAGUGCGCGAUCCGCGGGCGGUUGUUUGGUCCAUGAUAAAAAUGGGUUUAAUAUCAAGAGGAACUAAAAACUACACCAGGACAGAAUUAAACAAAAAGGGACGAAACUCAACUUUUCGCCCACCAAAUAUAAACUUUAUCCCUAGUUUCAGUUUCAUCGAGCAAGUUCGACGUUUCUGUGAUCGACUGAAAAAGGAUAUGAACUUGUCAUCAUACCUUUCGUCUAAACUUGGUCCAGAUCAGUACAGAGUAAUUCGCUACGAGGACUUAGCCGAGAACAUCCCAGAGUUUUCUCGCAAAAUAUUUCAGUUUACGGGGAUUGAUUAUGCUGCAGAGGUAAAAGAAUGGCUGCGAUACCUCAAUUUUGAUGAAAAAAGACAUGGUAACGAUGAGCUUAGCUACUCUACAAGCAACAGAAAUACCUCUGUUACUAUCAACUCUUGGAGGAAGGAACUCUCACUGCUGGAAACUCUUAUCAUUGAUAACCAAUGCGCUGAUUUUAUGGUAAAGUUUGGUUAUAAGUUUAUCGAAAGCGCAAAUCUUCUUAAAAAUAUGGUAAAAAGUCUAAGGAAUCCGUUACGAAAAAGCUUUCAUACCAUGUAA